Molecule: messenger RNA, 1459 nt
Organism: Anneissia japonica
Lineage: Eukaryota; Metazoa; Echinodermata; Crinoidea; Comatulida; Comatulidae
Product: adenosine deaminase-like
Exons: 9
Coding region: 56-1141 (361 amino acids)
Biological process (GO): negative regulation of adenosine receptor signaling pathway; hypoxanthine salvage; inosine biosynthetic process
Cellular component (GO): external side of plasma membrane; cytosol
Molecular function (GO): adenosine deaminase activity
Source: RefSeq, a predicted model, not a curated record
CAGUUCAUGCUAUUUGACGUUGUUGAGCAAUUUUGAUUGAUUCGUUGACGUACAAAUGAACAGGUUGAUUGCAGUCUUGUCAAAAAGCCGUAAACUAAAAUCUUUUAUAAGAAUGGCAAGCUCAUUCAAAGAAGGUCUUUGUCGGGUAGAAUUGCAUUGUCAUCUGGAUGGUUGCUGUCGGCCAGAGACAAUAUGGAAUAUUGCUAAACGGCGUGGUAUGAUGGAUGCACUUCCAGGAAAUACCUUGGAAGAAUUUUUAACAGAGUUGCGAGUGUCUGGAAGUGGAACUCUUGCGAAGUUUCUACAUAGUUUUGAAAUAUAUAUGCCAGUUUUAAAGGGUGAUCGGGUUGGCAUCAAGGAAAUUGCAACAGAACUUUGUCAAGAUAAGAUGAAUGAUGGUGCUGUUUAUUUUGAAGCAACAUACUGCCCCCAUUUUUUGUCAGAUGAUAACCUCACAACAGAGGAAGUGGUGCAGCUUGUAAAUGAAGGCUUCAAAGAGGGCGAGAAGAAAUUUGGUGUGAAGGCACGAAGUAUACUGUGUAUGAUUAGAGACAAGCCAGAGUGGUGCAGAGAGAUGGUAGAACUGUGUGACAAAUACCGCAGUGAGGGAGUUGUCGGCAUUGGUAUAGCUGGCGAUGAAUCAGUAGCCCUAGAAAUCGAUUUUUACCAAGGAGUGAAGGAAGCUAUUGAACGUAAUAUAUGUAGAACAAUACAUGCAGGAGAAUCUGGUCCAGCCUCAAAUGUUCAGGAAGCCAUUGAAGUGUUCAAAGCUCAGAGAGUAGGUCAUGGUUACCAUUGUGUAGAAGACGACAAUGUUUAUGAGUUAGUUAAGAAGACAGGUGUUCAUUUGGAAGUUUGCCCAACAUCUAGCAAUGUGCUUGGCAAUGUCAGUCCAGAUUGGACCAAGCAUCCUGCUAUAAGGUUUGCUAAAGACAAUGUGAAUUUCUCAUUGAAUACGGAUGACACUCUUCACUUCAAUAACUCACUUCAGACAGAAGAGGAUAUUGCAAUGAAAUAUUUUGGAAUGUCAAAAGAAGAUAUUAUAACAGCCAGAGUAUAUGCAGCUGAGGCUACAUUUCUGCCAGAAGGAGAAAAAAGAGAAUUGGUUGAACAUGUGAAAAAAUUUAGUGUAUCUGUAUAGAGAGUAAUUUGCAGUUUUCCCAUUAGAAUUUCCCACAAUAACUUAACUGUCAGCCUUUAUAAUAUUAUAAAUUCAACAGUACAGUGUUUUAAAAGAAAGUGAUACACAGUAUUUGUCAGUAAAUGACUUUCAACUAUAAAAAUAUCAAAUUAAUGUAAUAUGUUGCAAAAUAGAGGAAAUUUAAUUUCCUGAUCUUUAUUAGGUUCUUCAAAUAACCAAAACCCAUGAAUGUCUGUUGUUGUACGUCUCCAUGUUUAUUUUGCAUUAGUUUGGUGGUGGUGGUGGUGGUGGAGGUGGUAAUAAAUUAUUUGUUUGGUA